Soboliphyme baturini is the source of this 298-nucleotide messenger RNA. The record is from the annotation of a GenBank genome assembly. Lineage: Eukaryota; Metazoa; Nematoda; Enoplea; Dioctophymatida; Soboliphymatidae.
AAGUGUCAAAGCCACCGCCCUACCGACUUGCAACCGGUCGGGUCAAACUACAGGCGAGCACCGCGUCGUCGUCGUCGUCGUCGUGGUCAGUGCUUACUUUUUGGGCAUCUGCGUUUUUCGACUCGUCAGCUGGUCACUCGUCGGUCACUUUGUGAAUCGAGGUAGCCGAGUCGCUACCGCAAGCUCCGUUGCUGCCUCUGCCGCUGCCGGUUAUCCGACUGGCAAAGACGAGAUCGACUGCCCGCCCAACCGAACCAACACUAAGGAACGCCCGUCAGACGUGGGGCCUUUUCUCUGA